AUGGCGCCCACACGUUUUGAGUCCGAGGAUGUCGACCCCAGCCCUCUGGGUCAGCCCCUCAAGUUCGAAUUCAGCGGUCUGACGGCAAAGAAUCGAUUCAUGAAGGCGGCAAUGACAGAGCGCCUGUCGACUUGGGAUCCAAACGACCUCAAGAAGCGCGGCGUCCCAACACCAGAACUCAUCAACGUGUACCGACGUUGGGGCGAGGGCGGCUUCGGCGUAAUAUUGUCAGGCAACGUCAUGAUCGAGUAUGACCAUCUCGAGGCUCCGGGAAACCUGAUCAUUCCUAUCGACGAGGCCGCCGAAGGAAAGAGAUUUGAGGCAUACAAGGAGCUGGCUGCCGCUGCGAAGAAAGAGGGCAGCCUAUUCGUGGCCCAGUUGAGCCACCCUGGACGUCAAGUGUCCGAAGACGUUCAAAAGCACCCAAUCUCCGCGAGUGACGUACAGCUCGAGGGUGACGUUAUGGGCAUGCGUUUCGCCAAGCCUCGGCCGAUGGAGCAGAAGGAUAUCGAUCGUGUUAUCGAGGGCUUCGCCCACGCCGCAGAGUACUCCCACAAGGCUGGUUUUGAUGGUGUUCAGUUGCAUGGUGCUCAUGGCUACCUUCUCGCACAGUUCCUUGCGCCGUCAACAAACAAGCGUACGGACCAGUACGGAGGCUCGCUUCUCAAUCGUGGGAGAAUCAUCAUGGAGAUUGCAGACGCAAUCAAGGCCCGCGUGAACGAUCCUUCCUUCAGCUUGGGCAUUAAGAUUAACAGCGUUGAGUUCCAGAAGGGCGGUUUCAGCCCCGAGGACUGUGCUUCGCUAUGCGAGGAGCUUGAGAAGCACGGCUUCGACUACGUUGAGCUCUCUGGUGGAACAUACGAGAACCUGGCGUUUAAGCACAAGAGGGAGUCCACCAAGAAGCGAGAGGCAUUCUUCCUCGAGUUCGCCGAUACCAUUGUUCCAAGGCUCAAGAAGACGAAAGCAUACGUCGUGGGCGGCCUGAGAUCCACAGGCGCCAUGGUGAAGGCCUUGGACUCCGUCCAUGGAGUGUCGCUGGCAAGGCCCAUUGCCCAUGAGUUCGACUUGCCCAAGAAGAUUCUAGAAGGCAAGGCCAAGAGUGCGAUUCAAUACAAGUUGGACGAGCAGGACUUUGGUGCUACAAAUGUGGCCGCUGGCACACAGAUUCGACUUGUCGGGCAAGACAAGGAGCCCCUCGACAUGAGCCAGGAAAAACACAAAGAUGCUUUCCUGGAGUCCAUGCAGAAAUGGUCCGAGGGAAUGGCAAACAACAAGGAUGGCUCAAAGUUCGGAUAUGUCGACAUUGAGGGUAUGCAACUUCAACCGUUUGGAGCCGCCUACGCUGCUUGA
This is a messenger RNA of Diaporthe citri, 1350 nucleotides long. RefSeq lists its product as uncharacterized. NCBI's taxonomy places the organism in Eukaryota, Fungi, Ascomycota, Sordariomycetes, Diaporthales, Diaporthaceae. The record is from RefSeq and is a predicted model, not a curated record. The transcript is spliced from 2 exons. Gene Ontology annotation, molecular function: oxidoreductase activity; FMN binding. Bases 1 to 1350 code for a protein of 449 amino acids.